AUGAACACAUGCUUGCAUAAUGUUCUUCUAAAAAUACACCAUUGGUAGUCUAACUCGCCUCACAGGUCGGUCCAAAUUACAUGCAUAUAUUGUGUAAUGCAUGUAAAAUGUGACGACUAGACGGUUUCCUCGCAAAUGAAAUUCGUAAUUAUUGGCGGUAGAUAUACAAAGUAACAAGUAGAGAGAAGCCAGCCGACAGACAUGUCAUUCUUCAGGAAUACAGUUUGGUUCAUAAAGGGACUAAAAGAAUACACAAAAGGCGGAUAUACAAGUGCCAGUAAGGACUUUAAGGCGUCCGACCUUGACGUUGACAUUACAGGGAGAAGUUACAUGAUUACAGGAGCUAAUAGUGGGAUAGGGAAAUGUACGGCUUUGGCCAUUGCUAAAAAAGGAGGGACUGUACACAUGGUUUGUCGUGACCCAAAACGUGGAGCAGAAGCUCGCCAGGCUGUGGAAGAAGAGUCACAAAAUCAAAAUGUGAAGCUACAUAUACUGGAUAUUUCUAAACCCAGAGAUGUUGCCAGAUUUGCUCAGAACUUCAUUUCAUCAGGGAAACCCCUGAAUGUCUUGAUUAAUAACGCUGGCUGUAUGGUCAACACAAGGACUGUCAGCUCCGAGGAUGGACUGGAGAGAAACUUCUCCACCAACACACUGGGUGUACAUAUGUUGACGUCUGCUAUGAUACCACUGCUGUCUAAACAAGAAAAAUCAAGGGUGAUAAUGGUAACAUCUGGUGGGAUGUUGGUACAGAAACUAAACGGGUCAGAUCUACAGUUUGAGAAGAUGAAUCCGUUUGAUGGAACUAUGGCGUACGCUCAAAACAAACGUCAACAAGUUGUCAUGACGGAGAACUACGCCAAAAUGUACCCUAACAUCCAUUUCUCCAGUAUGCACCCAGGCUGGGCCGAUACUCCAGCGGUAAGAAGUUCUAUGCCUGACUUCUAUGAGAAGAUGAAAACUCGACUACGGACAGCAGAAGAAGGAGCUGAUACCCUUGUGUGGCUGGCACUAUCAGAAUCCGUACACACAUUUGACAGUGGCCUUUUUUUCCAAGACAGGAAACCAGUAUCGACACAUUUACCGCUCGCCUGGACCAGGUCAACCAAGGAAGAGGAGACGACAUUCAUGGAGAAAUUAGACAGCAUUUCACAGCAGUUUCUUGUAGAAAGUCCUGACUCUUAGUGACUUCAGAUGUCACUGCAGUCAGAUUGAAAUACAGAUUAUCAUUAU
Molecule: messenger RNA, 1230 nt
Organism: Pecten maximus
Lineage: Eukaryota; Metazoa; Mollusca; Bivalvia; Pectinida; Pectinidae
Product: dehydrogenase/reductase SDR family member 12-like
Exons: 10
Coding region: 202-1182 (326 amino acids)
Source: RefSeq, a predicted model, not a curated record